CAAUCAAUUAAAUAGCUAUUAGUACAAAAACUUUUAGCGUAAAAUGCUCAGCUCGAUAACUGCCAGUGGCGUCGUAGUAUGUGGCGUUCUGAGCGCGACACCGAAGUCGAUAUCAAGGGUAUAAUUUCACAAAAUUGAAUUCUGGAGGAUUAUCCCUCGGAAACCGGUAUUUGGACACGUCGAGUGACUGAGAAGACGGAGCUAUACUGAUUGGAAGAUAUAGCAGUACACUCGCGAACUUGCAGGAUUCCACCAAAUCAUUGACGGUUGCAACAAAAACUGCAAAAAUUAAAGUGAAGCCUCACAAUUUGCUCUUCGUUUUGGCCGCGAUUGUAUUUGCGUAGCGACUGGACAUGUUUGCGACAUCCGCAAUGUGCAUAUUGCGAAUAGCUAGACACGACCACCAACCCUGCAUGAUAUCUGAUAAAAGGACGGACAACAUCAAUCCCCGACCGCAUGGUAAGACCCGCUUUAUCCCACUGGCGCCGAGGUGCUCUAGAAAGUACACAACUCACGCGCAACGAAGUUUCGAGUUUGCCACAUUGGUGGUACUUAAAGAUAUACCUCAAAGCUGUUCAUGCGACAACAUCGGCGCUUUGCAAUACAUAGCCUCGUCUGGGAUAUUUGCGACAGCAGUGGAGCUGGUGAUCAUGCCAUCAGGAAAAUCCGAAGAUGGUUGAACGAGCUGAAUCUCUGGCAAAGUCGGUAGUUGCCUAGUUAUGAAGUGAGAAAAUCUGGAAAUAAACGCGAGAGUGUGGGUUGAGGAAUUCUUGUGCCAAAAGGGUGAAUAGCCCAAGCGGUAAUGCUGCGAGCGGGCAGGAAAGAAGCUGAAAGCGGAUAUAAUGCAACAGAAGAGUACGGUUGUAUCAAAGAUAUCACAGCAAUGCUGUAACGGAGAAAAUGUUGGAAAGAA
Serpula lacrymans var. lacrymans S7.9 is the source of this 913-nucleotide messenger RNA. RefSeq lists its product as uncharacterized. Lineage: Eukaryota; Fungi; Basidiomycota; Agaricomycetes; Boletales; Serpulaceae. The transcript has 2 exons. The record is from RefSeq and is a predicted model, not a curated record. The annotation marks the transcript as partial.